This is a messenger RNA of Dissoconium aciculare CBS 342.82, 579 nucleotides long. RefSeq lists its product as uncharacterized. The record is from RefSeq and is a predicted model, not a curated record. Lineage: Eukaryota; Fungi; Ascomycota; Dothideomycetes; Mycosphaerellales; Dissoconiaceae. The transcript is spliced from 2 exons. Bases 1 to 579 code for a protein of 192 amino acids.
AUGGCGCGCAGUCAGAUCUCUGCUGCCGCUUCGCGGGUCACUUCGCGGGUCGUCGUGCGACAAUCAUACUACUGGCCUGAUUCGCAAUUGAACCUGUGGAUCAUCAUAAUGCUGGGCACCGGAGGAACAUUGAUUGGCAUUUUCGCAAACUUCAUCGUCAUUCAAAACACAUUGCGAUUAGGGAUACCUUGGAUUAUGCCUUUCGGGAUUGCUGUCGGCGCGCUUACGAUACUCUUCAUCCUCGGAAUGCUCGGUUUAAUCGUUCAGCGGAGACUACUACCGGGCGUUCUGAUGAUCGGUUCCUUCAUCUUGCUAGUUCUCUAUCUCACAGGCCUGAUCGAGACAGCCAUCCAGCUGUUCGGCCCGGCUGGCGACAUUAACGGUAAAUGCCAGACCUACGUCUUUAGCAUGCCUAGCACAGGCUUGAGUAUCGACACCCUCGGCUGGUUGCAGCAGAACAGCAUAUGUCAAAGCUGGUCGGCACUGUUUGCUCUCUGGAUCAUUGGCUCUGUAUUCCUUACCUACAUGAUCGUGCUAGCCGCAAAGGUUGCCCAAGGGACUUUCGGCGACGAGGUUUGA